UCCCGGAUUAAUUUACAGAAGGCGCCGAGACCACCGCUCCCCGCAAACCCCAGGCUGAGGUCCGACGGGGCAGCCUGUCCCUCUAGCGACCCCGUCGCCACGCCACGCCCCCUGCCCGUUUCCCCGGAAGUGCUCCGGCCGGAGCGGAAGUGCACGCCUACAGCGGCCGGCAGCAGUUUCGCGAUGGUGGGCGGCGGUGGGAUGGGGGGCGGCCUCCUGGAGAACGCUAACCCGCUCAUCUACGAGCGCUCUGGGGAGCGACCGGUGACCGCGGGUGAGGAGGACGAGCAAGUUCCAGACAGCAUCGACGCGCGCGAGAUCUUCGAUCUGAUUCGCUCUAUCAAUGACCCGGAGCAUCCACUGACACUGGAAGAAUUGAACGUAGUGGAGCAAGUCCGGGUUCAGGUGAGCGACCCCGAGAGUACGGUGGCUGUGGCCUUCACACCCACCAUUCCACACUGCAGCAUGGCCACUCUUAUCGGCCUGUCCAUCAAAGUCAAGCUUCUUCGAUCCCUUCCCAGCGUUUCAAGAUGGAUGUGCACAUUACACCAGGAACUCAUGCCUCGGAGCAUGCAGGUUUGAGAGGAGAUGGUGAUCAUGAGUGCAAGUUCCUCUACAGGCUGAGUGGAUGAGAUGCAGUGCAUUUUAAAAAUUUCUUCCAAUCGAAAAGUUACAAGCAUACGAGAGUUUUGAGAGAGUAGUGUAGUGAUUACACCUGUAUACCCAUCAUCUAUAUUGAAUAGUUGUUAAUAUGUUAUAUCACCGGUCUCAUACUAUAAAUAUAUUGAGAGUAAACUGCA
Molecule: messenger RNA, 800 nt
Organism: Lutra lutra (Eurasian river otter)
Lineage: Eukaryota; Metazoa; Chordata; Mammalia; Carnivora; Mustelidae
Gene: CIAO2B
Product: cytosolic iron-sulfur assembly component 2B
Exons: 5
Coding region: 184-582 (132 amino acids)
Biological process (GO): iron-sulfur cluster assembly
Cellular component (GO): cytosolic [4Fe-4S] assembly targeting complex
Source: RefSeq, a predicted model, not a curated record